GGUAGUACAUUUAUAUAAGGUAUUGUAGGUAUAAAGUUUAAACUGGCAUAUUGACAAGGCCGUAUACUGGCAAGGCGGGGUGGGGGUAUUACGUAAUUAAGCUCUUAUCUCAUUGAAAUAUUUCCAUUCUUUCAUUUACGAAGGGUUUCAACCCAUUCAGGUCAGCUACGUUACAAACGCGACUGUUACUACGGCCGCAACCUCAACCUUCCAGAUGGACCAGCGUAAGAUUUCAGUGCUUUUUGUCUGCUUAGGCAACAUAUGCAGGUCGACGAUGGCCGAAGGAGUCUUCCGAUCUAUCGUCAAGGAUCAAUCAUCGCCCUACUAUAAUCUAAUAGAUAGAGUAGACUCUUGCGGGACUGGCGGAUAUCAUACUGGCGACGAACCGGAUUCUAGAACCAUGUCAACUCUCGAAAGCCACGGCAUUACGAAUUAUACCCACGCGGCACGUAAGCUCCGCGACCGGGAUUUUGAAGAAUUUGAUUAUAUAUUCGCAAUGGACAACGCGAACCUGUCGGAUAUCACACGAUGGAGGCACCGAAGUAAAAAUCUCUCCGACUCCAAGGCAAAACUCAUGCUCUUUGGCGAGUUUUCCGGCACGGGCCGUAAGGAAGUAGUGCAGGAUCCCUACUACGUCGGUCGCGACGCUUUCGACAAGGCGUAUGAACAGUGCAAGAGAUUCUCGACCAACUUCCUAGAGCAAACAUUCCCCGAUGCCAGCAAGACGACAGCAUAGACUUCAAUGAUACCCAAGAAUUGAUUCCCAGUCCAUGUUACCAUGGAAGAAGUGAUAUAAAUCAUAGACAUAGAACGAAGUUUAUGAAUACAUGGUAGUAACGCUAUUUGCAAAGCUGCAACCUUUGAUAGGGUUACUUGAUACUUGAACCUCGGUAUUUAUGAAACAGGACCAAAAUGGGGGUUUAGCGAAUCGUUUGACAUCAAAGUCGCCAAUCCUGAUCCGAAGUUGCAUUGGCGUAAUAUCUUUUUGGGGGCUAAAAUGGAAUCUCCCCUCAGCCUCAGCUCAGCCCUCCGGGAAUGUAAGUUUAGGGUUAAUGCUCCGGUUAGGACAAAAACGAUUAAUGCUUUUACUGAUUAUUACUACCUAACCUAUAUCUCAAUUCUUAAAAUUGAAAAUGUACUCACAUAGGUACCGAGUAGUAAAAAAGGUUGAAGAGGUUAGGUACCUAGAUGGUAGCUUAGAAGGUAGGUACCUAAGGUAUAGG
Daldinia caldariorum is the source of this 1223-nucleotide messenger RNA. RefSeq names its product phosphotyrosine protein phosphatases I. The coding region runs from base 215 to 736 and encodes 173 amino acids. Gene Ontology annotation, molecular function: protein tyrosine phosphatase activity. Gene Ontology annotation, biological process: protein dephosphorylation. The transcript is spliced from 3 exons. The record is from RefSeq and is a predicted model, not a curated record. Lineage: Eukaryota; Fungi; Ascomycota; Sordariomycetes; Xylariales; Hypoxylaceae.